GGGCCCAGAGCCAGAGCCUCCAUGGUGAGCCGGGCGCCCGGGGCGCUGGCCCUGGUGCUGGCGCUCAGGCGUAGGCUGUUGAGGCGGGGGCCCCGCCUGGGGCCUCCCGGAGCGCUGGCGCUGGCCUUGGUGCUGACGCUUGCCCUGGCACAGGGCGCAGCGGGCCUGGAGUUUGGCGGUGGCCCUGGCCAGUGGGCGCGCUACGGGCGCUGGGCGGGUGCGGCGAGCAGCGGCGAGCUCAGCUUCAGCCUGCGCACCAACGCCACGCGAGCCCUGCUGCUCUACCUGGACGACGGCGGUAACUGCGACUUCCUGGAGCUGUUGCUGGUGGACGGGCGCCUGCGACUGCGCUUCGCCCUGUCGUGCGCUGAGCCCGCCACGCUGCAUCUAGACACGCCAGUGGCCGACGACCGGUGGCACAUGGUGCUGCUGACUCGCGACGCGCGGCGCACUGCUCUGGCGGUGGACGGCGAAGCUCGCGCUGCCGAGGUGCGCUCCAAGAGGCGCCACAUGGAGGUGGCCAGCGACCUGUUCGUGGGUGGCAUCCCGCCCGACGUGCGGCUAUCGGCGCUCACGCUCAGCACCGUCAAGUACGAGCCGCCCUUCCGCGGGCUGCUGGCUAACCUGAAGCUGGGAGAGCGGCCACCUGCCCUGCUGAGCAGCCAGGGCCUCCGCGGGGGAGCCGCGGACCCACUCUGCGCGGCCCGCAACCCGUGCGCCAACGGCGGCCUGUGCACCGUGCUCGCCCCGGGCGAGGUGGGUUGCGACUGCAGCCACACGGGCUUCGGCGGCAAGUUCUGCAGCGAAGAGGAGCAGCCCAUGGAAGGUCCGGCUCACCUGACGUUAAACAGUGAAGUAGGGUCCUUACUGUUCUCCGAGGGGGGGGCCGGUCGUGGAGGAGCCAGCGAUGUGCACCAGCCGACGAAAGGGAAGGAGGAGUUUGUGGCUACCUUCAAAGGGAACGAGUUCUUCUGCUACGACCUGUCUCACAACCCGAUCCAGAGCAGCACGGAUGAGAUCACAUUGGCCUUCCGGACCUUGCAACGGAACGGCCUCAUGCUGCACACGGGCAAGUCGGCCGACUACGUCAACCUGUCCCUCAAGUCCGGCGCCGUCUGGCUCGUCAUCAACCUCGGAUCCGGCGCCUUUGAGGCCCUGGUGGAGCCUGUCAACGGCAAGUUCAACGACAACGCCUGGCAUGACGUCCGGGUCACACGAAACCUGCGCCAGCACGCAGGGAUUGGACACGCUAUGGUAAACAAACUGCAUUACCUGGUGACCAUCUCAGUGGACGGGAUCCUGACCACCCAGGCUACACCCAGGAAAUACACCAUGUUGGGCUCUGAUGACUUCUUCUACAUCGGGGGCAGCCCCAACACGGCAGACUUGCCGGGUUCUCUCAGCAACAACUUUAUGGGCUGCCUAAAAGAUGUGGUCUAUAAGAACAACGACUUUAAGCUGGAGCUGUCCAGGCUGGCCCGGGAAGGGGACCCCAAGAUGAAACUUCAGGGCGAUCUGUCUUUCCGCUGUGAGGAUGUGGCCGCCCGACCUGUGACCUUUGAGAGCCCUGAGGCCUUUGUGGCUCUGCCCCGCUGGAGCGCCAAGCGCACGGGCUCUGUGUCCCUGGACUUCCGCACCACGGAGCCCAAUGGACUUCUGCUCUUCAGCCAGGGCCGGAGGGCAGGUGGCGGGCAAGGAGGCCAUGGAGCCGCCCGGGCCGACUACUUUGCCAUGGAACUGUUGGAUGGAUACCUGUACCUGCUCCUGGACAUGGGCUCCGGGGGUAUCAAGCUUCGGGCAUCCAACCGGAAGGUCAAUGAUGGGGAAUGGUGCCACGUGGACUUCCAGAGGGACGGGCGCAAAGGCUCCAUUUCAGUGAACAGCAGAAGCACACCCUUUUUGGCCAGUGGGGAGAGUGAGAUCCUGGACUUGGAGAGUGAGCUGUAUUUGGGGGGCCUCCCUGAAGGGGGGCGGGCAGACCUGCCCCUACCCCCUGAAGUGUGGACGGCAGCACUUCGGGCUGGAUACGUGGGCUGUGUUCGGGACCUCUUCAUCGACGGGCGCAGUCGAGACCUUCGGAGUUUGGCUGAAGCCCAAGGGGCUGUGGGGGUUGCCCCCUUCUGUUCACGAGAAACGCUGAAGCAGUGUGGGACAGCCCCCUGCAGAAAUGGGGGAGUCUGCCGAGAAGGCUGGAACCGCUUUGUCUGUGACUGUGUUGGGACAGGCUUCUUGGGCCGGGUCUGUGAAAGAGAGGCCACAGUUCUGAGCUAUGACGGCUCCAUGUACAUGAAGAUCAUGCUCCCCACGGCCAUGCACACCGAAGCUGAGGACGUGUCCUUGCGGUUCAUGUCCCAGCGUGCCUAUGGUCUCAUGAUGGCCACCACCUCCAAGGAGUCUGCGGACACCCUGCGCCUUGAACUGGAUGGGGGGCAGAUGAAGCUCACCGUCAACCUUGACUGCCUGCGCGUCGGCUGCGCACCCAGUAAAGGCCCCGAGACACUCUUUGCUGGACACAAACUCAAUGACAACGAGUGGCACACGGUCCGAGUGGUACGACGUGGCAAGAGUCUGCAGCUGUCCGUGGACAAUGUGACUGUGGAGGGGCAGAUGGCUGGCGCCCAUACGAGGCUGGAGUUCCAUAACAUCGAGACGGGCAUCAUGACUGAGCGGCGCUUCAUCUCUGUGGUGCCCUCGAACUUCAUCGGGCACCUGAGUGGGCUGUUGUUCAAUGGGCAGCCCUACAUGGAUCAAUGCAAAGAUGGCGACAUCACCUACUGUGAGCUCAAUGCCCGCUUCGGCCUGCGGGCCAUAGUGGCCGAUCCUGUCACCUUCAAGAGUCGAGCCAGUUACCUGGCACUCGCCACGCUCCAAGCCUAUGCCUCCAUGCAUCUCUUUUUUCAAUUCAAGACCACGGCUCCCGACGGGCUUCUCCUCUUCAACUCAGGCAAUGGCAACGAUUUCAUCGUUAUUGAGCUGGUCAAGGGGUACAUCCACUAUGUGUUUGAUCUGGGGAAUGGCCCAUCUCUGAUGAAGGGGAACUCAGACAAGCCUGUCAAUGACAACCAAUGGCAUAAUGUCGUGGUAUCAAGGGACCCAGGCAAUGUGCACACGCUCAAGAUUGACUCACGCACAGUCACACAGCACUCCAAUGGUGCCCGGAACCUGGACCUCAAAGGAGAGCUGUACAUCGGUGGUCUGAGCAAGAACAUGUUCAACAAUCUGCCGAAGCUGGUGGCCUCUCGGGAUGGCUUCCAGGGCUGCCUGGCCUCGGUGGACCUCAAUGGCCGCCUCCCAGACCUCAUCGCUGACGCCCUGCACCGGAUCGGGCAGGUGGAGAGGGGCUGUGAUGGCCCCAGCACCACCUGCACCGAGGACUCCUGUGCCAACCAGGGCGUAUGCCUGCAGCAAUGGGACGGCUUCACCUGUGACUGCACCAUGACCUCCUACGGGGGCCCCAUCUGCAAUGACCCUGGGACGACCUACAUCUUUGGGAAGGGCGGGGCACUCAUCACCUACACGUGGCCCCCCAAUGACAGGCCCAGCACGAGGAUGGACCGCCUGGCCGUGGGCUUCAGCACCCACCAGCGCAGUGCUGUCCUGGUGCGGGUGGACAGCGCCUCCGGCCUCGGGGAUUAUUUGCAGCUGCACAUCGACCAGGGCACCGUGGGGGUGAUCUUUAAUGUGGGUACUGAUGACAUCGCCAUUGAUGAGCCCAACGCCAUCGUGAGCGACGGCAAGUACCACGUGGUGCGCUUCACCCGGAGUGGUGGCAAUGCCACCCUGCAAGUGGACAGCUGGCCAGUGAACGAGCGCUAUCCAGCAGGAAACUUUGAUAACGAACGCCUGGCGAUUGCUAGACAGAGAAUCCCCUACCGGCUUGGUCGAGUAGUAGAUGAGUGGCUGCUCGACAAAGGCCGUCAGCUGACCAUCUUCAACAGCCAGGCUGCCAUCAAGAUUGGGGGCCGGGACCAGGGCCGCCCCUUCCAAGGCCAGGUGUCUGGCCUCUACUACAAUGGGCUCAAGGUGCUGGCCCUGGCCGCUGAGAGCGACCCCAAUGUGCGGACUGAGGGCCACCUGCGCCUGGUGGGGGAGGGGCCGUCCGUGCUGCUGAGUGCGGAGACCACAGCCACCACCCUGCUGGCCGACAUGGCCACCACCAUCAUGGAGACCACCACCACCAUGGCCACCACCACCACGAGGAGGGGCCGCUCCCCCACCCUUCGGGACAGCACCACCCAGAACACAGAUGACCUCCUGGUAGCAUCGGCGGAAUGCCCCAGUGAUGAUGAAGACCUGGAGGAGUGUGAGCCUAGUACUGGAGGCGAGUUAAUUUUGCCUAUUAUUACGGAGGACUCCCUAGACCCCCCUCCUGUGGCCACCCGCUCCCCCUUCGUGCCCCCGCCCCCGACUUUCUACCCCUUCCUCACGGGCAUGGGGGCCACCCAAGACACCCUGCCCCCGCCCGGGGCCCGGCGGCCCCCAGCAGGGCCGCCCCCGUGCCAGGGCGGGGAGCAGGAUGACAGCGACUGCGAAGAGCCCAUAGAGGCGUCGGGCUUCGCCUCGGGGGAGGUCUUUGACUCCAGUUUGCCCCCCACGGACGACGAAGACUUUUACACCACCUUCCCCUUGGUCACGGACCGUACCACCCUCUUGUCCCCCCGCAAGCCUCCUCCCCCCCGGCCCAACCUCAGGACAGACGGGGCCACGGGUGCGCCGGGGGUCCUUCUCGCCCCCUCUGCCCUGCCCCCCAAUCUGCCGGCGGGCAAAAUGAACCACCGCGACCCGCUGCAGCCGCUGCUGGAGAACCCGCCGGUGGCGGCGGCCGGGGGCCCCGGGGCGCCCACGUCCUUCGAGCCCCGGCGGCCGCCCCCCGCCCUGGCCCCCGGCGUGACGGCAGCCCCCGGCUUCCCCCGUGUGCCCACAGCCAACCCCACGGGCUCCGAGCGGAGCCCGCCCGGCGCCGUCGAGGUGAUUCGCGAGUCCAGCAGCACCACGGGCAUGGUGGUGGGCAUCGUGGCGGCGGCGGCCCUGUGCAUUCUCAUCCUCCUCUACGCCAUGUACAAGUAUCGCAACCGUGACGAGGGCUCCUACCAGGUGGACCAGAGCCGUAACUACAUCAGCAACUCGGCCCAGAGCAAUGGCGCCGUGGUGAAGGAGAAGGCCCCCGCCGCGCCCAAGGCGCCCGGCAAGGCCAAGAAGAACAAAGACAAGGAAUACUACGUGUGACCGCCCCGGGCCGACGGGGCCCCCCUGCCAGCCGAGCGAGCAGCGGCAGCCCCCGGGGCCAAGGGCCAAGGGCCGCCUCGGACUUCUCUCGCCAAGAGGAAACGCAAAAAAGGAAAAAAAUAGAAAAAG
Molecule: messenger RNA, 5355 nt
Organism: Dromiciops gliroides (monito del monte)
Lineage: Eukaryota; Metazoa; Chordata; Mammalia; Microbiotheria; Microbiotheriidae
Gene: NRXN2
Product: neurexin 2
Source: RefSeq, a predicted model, not a curated record